This is a messenger RNA of Danio rerio (zebrafish), 2965 nucleotides long. RefSeq names its product zgc:91944. Gene Ontology annotation, cellular component: cytoplasm; Cajal body; chromosome, telomeric region. Gene Ontology annotation, molecular function: DNA binding; protein-containing complex binding; telomeric repeat DNA binding. Gene Ontology annotation, biological process: regulation of transcription by RNA polymerase II; telomere maintenance via telomerase; positive regulation of DNA-templated transcription. The record is from RefSeq and is marked predicted. Lineage: Eukaryota; Metazoa; Chordata; Actinopteri; Cypriniformes; Danionidae.
GGACUGACUGUCGCUGCGGCCCCCCUUGUCCCCUGCGGGUGACUCCUCGACCAUGCGACAGUGGUGCCUUCCUGCUGUGGCUCCACGCGCCGAACCGCUCCCUACGGGCCGAUUAUCACCUCAAAUCUCAGAUGUCAGGAUGGAGUGUUGUGAUGGGGAGCCGCGCUACACCAUUGAACAGAUCGACCUGCUCCAGCGCUUAAGGCUGUCGGGGAUGACCAAACCUCAGAUCAUUCAAGCCCUUGAGUCUUUAGACAGGCUCGAUCCGGACCAUCGUACCCCAUGCUGCAACAAUCACUCAACUCAACCCAGCGCCCCUACCUCCGCAGCCCCUGCUGCCCCGUCAUCCUCCUCCUCAUCUUCCUCGUCUCUUACCUCAGCCACCACGCAAACCCCUGUAAUUGAUGCUGCAUUAUCACCCAGUAACAGCUACGAUGCCUCACCUCCACCCCUGUACCCGCCCAGUGGAGUUCAGAGAUCGUUCAGUUACGAUUUGGCAGAGGAGGACUGGGAUCUGGAGGAGAAGGUGGAGGAAUACAUGAGGAGGGACAGCAACCUUGUGAAAGAAGAAAUAAAGGCUUUUCUUAAUAACAGAAGGAUCUCCCAAGCAAUUGUUGGCCAAGUCACAGGUAUUAGUCAGAGCUACAUUUCCCAGUGGCUCCUGCAGCAAGGACUGGAGAUGAGCGACUCUAAACGCAGGGCAUUUUAUCGCUGGUACCUGCUGGAGCGCAACAGCCCAGGAGUCAGAUGGAGUGAAAACCAGCAUGUUCAGGUGCCCAGGAGCAGGACUGACUCUCCCUGGAUCAGGCAGAGAGAAUUGCUGAUGCACCUCCUCCCCUGGUACUCUGCUCACCAGUCUCAGCCAGGCGCUACAUUGUCCAUGCGGUCCCUGGUUAAAGAGGAGCCUGACUGGAGGUUGGCUGGAAGCCCUGCGGACCGGGCAGCGGUUGGACCUUUCAGACUGCGGAGAGGUAGUCGCUUCACCUGGAGAAAAGAGUGCCAGUCAAUCAUGGAGAGUUUCUUUAUCGAGAAUCAGUAUCCCGAUGAGGCCAAAAGAGAGGAAAUUGCCAAUGCCUGUAAUGCUGUCAUUCAAAAGCCUGGAUGCAAACUCUCAGAGUUCGAACGAGUCACUGCGCUCAAAGUGUACAACUGGUUUGCUAAUCGGAGGAAGGAGAUGAAGAGACGUGCCAACAUAGAGGCUGCCAUACUAGAGAGUCAUGGGAUAGAAGUGCCGAGCCCCAGCUGCCACUCCAACAGCGAAGAGGUCGAGACUCAGGAGUUUGGAGAUCAAGUCACGAGUCAGCGCUUCUCUGAGCAGGAGGAUCUCUCUCAGAGAAAAGACAUUGAGCCAGAAGGUGUCAUGCUACCUCCCGUGGAAGUGGUGUCUCUUCCCAGCCCGGCCUGUCAACUAGUGGAGCGAAAGCUGGAUGAAUCGAAAAGGGAGGCUACCGAUGACGAUUAACCAAUGAGUCGAGUCAGGCUGCGUCCAAAAUCGCUUACUUCCAUACUAUAUAGUACGAUAAAAACAGUAUGCGAGCUGAGUAGUAUUCAAAAAACAGUAUGCGAGAAGUAUCUGGAUGACCUAUUACUUUCCAGCGAGAUUAUGAAGUGCGCAUCUAAUGGACGAUAUGGUAUCCCAUGAGGCACCACGAGAGAAUUCAUGAAUAGGAGUUAAGUGACGCAGGUGGGUCACAUGAUAAUGAGAAAUGGCGGAUGUAGCACAUCCAAGUUCCAUUCACACUAAUCACAUUCAUACUGUAUAGAACAAUUUUUUCUAACAGUUGUGUAGUAAAUUGAAAUUCCAGUGUAGUACCUACUGAGUAGUAGGCGAUUUCGGACGCAGCCAUAUUUUUGGUCCAAAGCGGCUUGACGUUUUUUUCACAGCCAAGCCUGACUCUCUGGUGCCUCUAGUGGUAGGGAGGCCACUGUAUCAAUGUAUCUACAAUAAUCACGCUUGUAGUAACGGCAAUAUUUACUCUAUUCAGUAUAUCGUGCAUUCCAAGACAGUCUUAACGCUUCCCCGUAUAAGGGAAAGAUGCGUAAAAGUGCAAACUAGUAACUUUUUUUCUUCUUGCGUAAGCUCUUUUCUUUUAUUUCUCACUAUAACGUCUGUGCAAGCGAGCAGUGUAGAGAAACCUGCAGGACAGGUGUUUAAUUUGACAGAAGGGGUGCGUUGAAUUCAGUUUGAAGGAGCUCAGUAGUCUCGUAAUUGUCAUAUGCAAUAGUUAAAAGACAAGAUGGGAUGGUACACCCCUGAAAGAUACACCAACUCAGGUAGAACUAAACUUGGCAAUUGAACGAGAAGAUCACCAUUGUGGAAAUCAAAGUAUUUCCCACAGUUAAUGGUUCACUGGGAAGAUAUGGGUCCCAUUUCAUCAAGCAUAACAGGCUGUGUACAUAUUGUUUUUCUUUUUUUACUUUCAAAUGCGAUCUGAAAUUAAUAUUCAGAUAAUCAUAGCUCAGUUUUUGUAUACACGACGAUUGUAAGCUCUUUGUAUCCAGCCACUUAAGCUAAUCUCACCCUGACUAGUGUGAGGGGUCUAAAAUGCUUCAAAAGUUUCCCCCCCUUAAGGUGUUAUUUGCUAUAAGCAUCAUUUACUUACCUCUUGAAUAAGGUAAUGCAGUAUGUAAAAUGACAAGUAUAUCAGCAUCUAAUGCAACAAGCUGCUUUUCAUUGGACUAUUGGAUAUCCACUUUUUGAUUUUAUGUGUCUUAACGAAAGCCAAAGCAAGGCAAGUUGUAAAACAGAAGAUUUUACAUGGACUAAAUGUUUGCUUAAGGCACAUCACCGUGCCUCGGUGAGAAGCGCUUUGAGCGUGUAAAGGCUUUAAGCUGCACACACAGUAUGAUUAUUCUGGCCUAUCAGCUCUGUACACAAAAACAGUAUGCAAUGCUGCGCGCUGUCCAGGGCCCUUACUCUGUGCUUUUUCCUAAUGACACAAAAUAAAAUCAAUAAACAAGCAAA